CAAAAUUACAACUUGGCCCUUCAGUUUAAGCGCCAACCUUCUACGUGGAACUCUGGGGUCCGUGCCUUUCUGCCUUCCUCCUUCACCACAAGCACAGUCGCAGUUGAAAAUUGUUCGCAUUUGUCAGCUCUUUUCUUUUUCUUCAUCCCCAGAGUAAGAGCAGACCUAUAGUGAAGGCGGUGGCAAUGGCGAAUUCAUUGGUGAUUGGUUUAAGAAUUCUGUUUGCGGCUUUAGGCUGUGUGAUGGUAUUCACUCUCGCUUACACUCUCUUCACCGAUGGUCUUCCUUUUCGCAAGGACCUUCUUACUCCGUGGAUGGCUGCAACCUUGGUUGAUUUCUAUAUCAAUGUUGUACCUUUAGCGGUUUGGAUUUCCUACAAGGAGUCAAACUGGAUUAGUGCAACACUAUGGGUAGUUCUGCUAGCAUGUUUAGGAAGUAUCACUACAUGUGCCUACAUUCUUCUACAAUUCAUGAAGCUAUCGACUCAAGAAUCGCAAGAUCCCAUGUACUAUGUUCUGUUGCGACAUUCAAACAAGUGUGAUAUGGAAAAUAAGAAUAAGCUUUCCCCUGUUUGGAUUGCAAGAGUCCUUUUUAGUGCGUUGGGUCUUUUGAUGCUGGGUACUCUGCUAUACACACUCUUGACAGAUGGUACUCCUUUUCGCACAGAGCUUUUGACUCCGUGGAUGACAGCAACACUAAUCGACUUUUAUAUCAAUGUUGUUGCUCUAUCAGUUUGGGUUGCCUACAAAGAAUCAAGUUGGAUUACUGCAGUCCUUUGGAUAAUCUUUCUGAUAUGUUUUGGCAGCAUUACCACAUGUAUCUACAUUGUCCGGCAGCUGCUGGGGAUGGCAUCCCAAGAUCCAAUCUACCUUGUUUUACUAAAAAGUGGUAGCAGGGCAGAAAGCAGAUGUGAGGGAGUUUUUAUACGAGGAGACUAAAAUUUGAGGUUGAUGUGCAAUUCAAGACCUGUAUAGCUUGUUCAUAGUGCUGCAUCAUUUGAAGGCAUAUAAGUUUUCUUUAUUUGGUCAAGGAGAGCAGUGGAGCAGUUCAUCAUAAACUCUCCGAUCCAUGCCACAUGAGCAAUCUCUUCAUAUAUGAUCCAUGUUCUUUACAUGGAUGCCAAAUCUGUAAAUUUCGGAAUUGAUCCGUGGUAUCACAUCUCCAUGAAUGAACAAAUACAUAAAAUAUCGUAAAUUAUAGUCCGGCUCACUUAAGGACC
Messenger RNA from Prunus mume (Japanese apricot), 1219 nucleotides. RefSeq lists its product as uncharacterized. Lineage: Eukaryota; Viridiplantae; Streptophyta; Magnoliopsida; Rosales; Rosaceae. The record is from RefSeq and is a predicted model, not a curated record.